AUGCCUAGUUGUGCCGGUUGCAUGUGGUUGGAAUGGAGGGUAAACACAAAAAGUAAUGCCACGUAUGUAACAGUUCAACGUGGAGACGAAUAUUGCUACGCUUCAGUAACGCUUCGUGCUAUGGCUGAAAGGGUGUGUGACUAUAUGCAAAACACAGAAGUUGGUCAACCACGGAAAUCAACAUUGUGUGUUUUAAUAGUGGCUGGACAAAACGAUACUUUUACCUGCACCACAUGCGAAUACGACGAAGGUCUUUCCUAUUCACUAAACCGAACAUGUCUGACAGAUCCAGGGUCAGUUUCGCUUAUUUCAAACUGUACGACAAAGUGUUACACAGCAGCCGCCUACUACGGGAACAAUCUGCGUGUCAGCAGAGGCUGUGAUAUUGACCUGGAAUUCAGCUGGACAAACGAUUGUGCAUAUUCUCAGUUUGGUGUUGUUUAUGGCGGAUAUGUCUGUACAUGUGACACCCAAGAUAAUUGUAAUUCCGACGAUACAGGGCAUUUUAGAUGCUACCAAUGUGAUUCAAGAGAAGACGAUGAUUGCUAUGCCAAUCUCAAUACGAAUCUACCUGUAGCGUGUUUGACCGGUCACACGAAGUGCAUUAUGGAGACCAUGGAACCGUAUCCAGAAACCGCUGCUCAGUACAGUGGACUAGAUAUAUAUGACUACGUCAGGCGUUAUUGCGCUGACACCGACUACGGGAAGGAAGGCAUAUUCAUAGAUUUUCACCUGGCGUCGUUACAUUGCUAUCAUUCGUGCGACACGUCAGCCUGCAACGACCAGCAAGACGGUGGUCAGCAGAUAUCGCGUGGUUGCGACUCGGCAUACAACUAUGAAUGGACAAACACGUGUAGAUAUGUAGUUGAUGGCGUAGACCUGGUGUACACAUGUACAUGUGACGUCGAUACAUGUAAUGCGGACGAUUCAGAUUAUAUGUGGUGUUAUUAUUGUGAUUCUGCCGAAGAUGACAAUUGCUACGACGUUGAAAACAAUCUCAAUCUGUUAUUACCCAGCGUUACCGGAAGUAGAUACUGCACAUUCGAAACUAUGGCACCGUACGCGGACAAGAUAUCUACUUUUGGCGAUAACCAACUGUACAACUACAUGAAGCGUUACAGCAGUGACAUCUACUAUGGCCCAGAUGGCAUAUGUGUCGAUUACAAUAACGUCGCCCUGCGUUGCUACUAUUCUUGCCACGAAGAGGGCUGUCACCAAUAUGAGGAUUACCAAUGUAUAAGUUCCAUCGACAUAAGUGAGCCAAUCAUGUGCGUGUCAUGUGACUACAACUCGGCAGCUUAUGACUACAACCGUGAAUGCCUCACCGACCCGUCGUCCAUGCCAACCACGGAAUGCAACUCCACGUGCAUUACGCGUGCAUAUUAUUUGGACGGAAAUCUUCAGAUGCACCGUGGUUGUGAUUGCAACAACAUUUAUACAGAUAUUAAAAAUGAAUGUCGGUAUACCGAAGCCGAAGGCAAAGACGACAUAUACGUAUGUACGUGUAGUGGCGAGGACCUGUGUAACAGUGACGAUUCUCACUAUCAUCAAUGUUACCAGUGCGAUUCUAGAAAUGACUUCUCUUGUUAUAGUCAGUAUUAUUUAGAUUCGCCGCAACCAUGUGUCACAGGUCACAGAGCGUGCGUAACAGAAGUCAUGGAGCCCUACGACCAGC
Molecule: messenger RNA, 1675 nt
Organism: Saccoglossus kowalevskii
Lineage: Eukaryota; Metazoa; Hemichordata; Enteropneusta; Harrimaniidae
Source: RefSeq, a predicted model, not a curated record